Branchiostoma floridae (Florida lancelet) is the source of this 1227-nucleotide messenger RNA. RefSeq names its product zinc finger protein GLI4-like. The coding region runs from base 171 to 1085 and encodes 304 amino acids. Gene Ontology annotation, biological process: regulation of transcription by RNA polymerase II. NCBI's taxonomy places the organism in Eukaryota, Metazoa, Chordata, Leptocardii, Amphioxiformes, Branchiostomatidae. The transcript has 3 exons. Gene Ontology annotation, molecular function: RNA polymerase II cis-regulatory region sequence-specific DNA binding; DNA-binding transcription factor activity, RNA polymerase II-specific. The record is from RefSeq and is a predicted model, not a curated record.
GGCUUUUUUACCAAUCAUAUCCAGCGAUGCUUGGCUGUAUAUAAAAGACGAUUUGCCAGAAGACAAGUCACUCUUGAGUUGUGCUUCUUGAAGACACACCAACGCACGAGCCCACCUAGUGACCUACUUCGUUUGUCGCUGAGAUCUUCUUACGAGUGCCUUACAGAACCAUGGCUGCUACCGUUUCCACCCAUGUGUACGGCGGACCGGUCCCGUCCUUCCCCACCCCGGCGUCCUGGACGGUGUACUCCCCGGCUUACGGUCUGCCCUCUCCCGACUGGACCCCGUCACACGCACCGGUGGAGGUCAGAACACGGUCUCCCGUGUCGACUGCCACGAGACACGCCAGCCCUCCUCUGAAGGCGACUCCGGAACCCUCCCGCCGGUCCUCCGGGUUCAGCUUCGCCUCCAUGCCGAGCGACAUCGCCAAGGAGAACGAGAAGAGAUCCCCGGCAGCGGACUUCCCCGCGUCCGUGGUCAGCACUGCGUCUCCCGGCGUGCCGUACAGCGUGGACGUCACGUUCAGCGCACCGUUCAACUGGUACAGCCCGGCGGGGAAGGUGGCCGCGGCGCCCCGCAGCCUGUACCGAGUCAGCCCGUACUCCAGACCUGCAGCACCGACAACUUCCGCUAGGUUCCCGUGCGACAUCUGCGGCAAGGUGUACGCCAGUCGCCACGCCCUCAGCGGCCACGUCGGCGGAGCUCACCGUCAAGACGGCGACGCCGGCGACCGACAACACGAGUGCAAAGAGUGCGGCAAGACCUUCAACAAGUCGUCCACCCUAGCGGCCCACCAGCGCGUCCACACCGGCGAGAGGCCGUACAUCUGCCCGAUCUGCAACCGCGGGUUCUCCCAACGCUCGUCCCUGGUGCCGCACCUGCGGACGCACAGCGGGGAGAAGCCGUACAGGUGCACCUUCUGUCCUCGGGCCUUCGCCGACGCCUCCACCCUGGUCAAGCACGUCCGCACGCACACCAACGAGAAGCCCUACAAGUGUGAGGUCUGCGGUAUCGGCUUCACCCAGUCAGGAAACCUCAAGCGUCAUCAGAGGGUGCACGUCAAGAAGGAGGACGCGCAGCAGUAGUGUGUACUUUUGGAGGACUUGAAAGCAGCGGAGAGAUUGUGUAACUAGGAGUUACUAUUAUAUGUUGCUAUGUACUAGUAUUAUGAUAUUUAUGCCUGGAAGUAUAAUAUUGGAAUUCUGUGACUAGGCUGGACCAAGGACG